AUGGAGACCAUCAGGGGUCUCCUGUGGAAGCCCACACCAGAGGAGCAGAAGCGUAAAUGCAACGCCCUCGUCCGCCAAAAUGUCCGCAAACUCGACCGCGACAUCCAACAGCUCAAAGCCACGGAGCAAAAAACCAAAACGCUGAUCCAACAAUCCUCCAAACGCGCCCAACGCAACCCUUCUAUGGCAAAGCAAGCCAACCAAGACGUGCGCAUCUUCGCCCGCGAACUCAUCCGCGUACGGAAACAAAACAAUCGGCUCAUGACGUCCAAGGCGCAGCUCAAUAGCGUGCAGAUGCAAGUCAACGAAGCCUUCUCGGUGCGUAAAAUCGAAGGCAGCAUCAAGGCGAGCACAGGCAUCAUGAAGGAUGUAAACAGUCUGGUGCGAUUGCCAGAACUGACGGGCACAAUGCGGGAGCUAAGCUCUGAGCUGAUGAAGGCGGGUAUCAUAGAGGAGAUGCUGGAUGACACGUUGGGCGAGAACGAGAUGUUGGAGGGUGAGGCUGAUGAAGCCGAGGAGGAGGUUGACAAGGUAUUGAGUGAGGUGCUCAAGGAUAGGUUACCGCCGAGUAAAGCCAAGGAGGAAGAACUACCUAGUGCGCCACAAGCUGAGGAGGAGGAAGAAGACGAUCAGGCCGAAAUGCUCGCCCAGAUGCGGGGACGGCUUGAGGCGCUCAAGAGCUGA
Messenger RNA from Alternaria arborescens, 684 nucleotides. RefSeq lists its product as hypothetical. The record is from RefSeq and is a predicted model, not a curated record. Gene Ontology annotation, cellular component: ESCRT III complex; multivesicular body. NCBI's taxonomy places the organism in Eukaryota, Fungi, Ascomycota, Dothideomycetes, Pleosporales, Pleosporaceae. The coding region runs from base 1 to 684 and encodes 227 amino acids. Gene Ontology annotation, biological process: late endosome to vacuole transport; protein transport; endosome transport via multivesicular body sorting pathway. The transcript has 2 exons.